AUCAUCUUGAAUGGUGAAGAAGUGGAGGGAAGAUCAGAGGAACUGGAACCAUUUAGAGUGUUUUCGACACGUGAUUGUGGCCGACAGGCGAUUUCCACAAGCUUAAUGCAGAAGGAGUUGUCGAAGAUGAAAGAUAGCGACGAUCUAUUUCUUCAAAUGUUUAUUUUGUACGUAAUGGGGGUGCUAUUAGUACCAACUAGAAGAGAGGACAUUUCCUUGUCUUCGGUAUACGCUGUCACCGAUGUUGCAGACAUUCCGAAGAAGAAUUGGGCAUCCUUUUGCUUCAAUGAAUUGGUCAAAUGCAUCUGCGACCAUAAUGCUUAUAGGAGAGAGUAUAUACCGGGUUGCUUGCUGUUUUUGGAGUUAAUAUUCUUGGAGCAUGCAAAUGGUAUUUUCCAAACCAUUGAUGGGAGUUUGGAUUUGAUGAGUUGGGAGAGCGGAGACGUGGAGUUAUUGUUAACAAAAGUGGUUUCCAGCAGUUCGGGGAAAAGAUCAUCGGGGAAAAGAUCAGCUGAGGAUGCCGGUUUGAAAUCACCUCCAAGGAAACGGGGAAAAGGAGACGGGAAACGGCACAAACCCGACGGGGAUGAGCUGCUUCUCUAUGAGCGUAUCGAUGCUCGGUUUAGUACCAUGGAG
Linum tenue is the source of this 636-nucleotide messenger RNA. The record is from the annotation of a GenBank genome assembly. NCBI's taxonomy places the organism in Eukaryota, Viridiplantae, Streptophyta, Magnoliopsida, Malpighiales, Linaceae.